Messenger RNA from Porites lobata, 3487 nucleotides. The record is from the annotation of a GenBank genome assembly. Lineage: Eukaryota; Metazoa; Cnidaria; Anthozoa; Scleractinia; Poritidae.
UCAAGACCAAAGUUCAUUAUUGAGAAUGGCAAAACUUACGUUUUGUAUACGAGCGAGCGUCAAGAAUUUGGAGACUUCUCUCUCAAGCUAAUGGGAGAGCUAAGUUUUCAAGGCGAGGUGGAAGAAAGGGAGGGACAUUGGGUGGCCUCGUGCACCGCUCAUGUGAUGGGACGCUUAGAAACAAGGUAAGCGGAAAGUUCCAUGUGGACACUGUCCGGUACUAUUGUUGUUCCAAUAGAAUAGAAAAACGUCUAGAAAGAAUUUCCCAAGUAGUUAUAGGUUUUUUUUUGCAAAUUAUUUUCCUUAUUUUUCGUUACUCCUUUCCCUUUAUGACCUUCAACCAAAAGAUUGGCGAAUGACACGCUGCGCCUUUAUGCAUAAGUUCCUUUCAACGUCAAUAUAAAAUCGGCAAAAUUAACAUUUCAAUUAAUUUCGAAUUUACCUUGAAUGCGCUUUUUUUGCAGCAAAUUCUAGGGUCGAAUAUCGUCUCCGAUUGAGGCAACGGUGAGCGGAAUGUAAUCUGCUUUUAUUUUUUUCUAAUAUAACCCAUCUCUACGCCAUGUCUCCUUUUCUGAUAAUUCUGUUGCCAUUCUGUAGUCUAGCGAAGCUAUUUUCCUUUUUUUCUUCAAAAUUCAAGGCGAAAGUUCGUCAAACUGCGUACCGCCUUUCCAACAUCGCUUGCCAUUUCCCCUGUUGAACACAAUGAAGACAAGGACUCUGGGAAAAGAGUAGGUGUCAACUUCCCAGAAUAACCCGCGCGGUGCCCUGCAUGCCUGGACGACUAAGAGAUUUGCGCUAAAAGUGUUUUCGUGUAUUUUCAAAAUACAUACUUCCCGGAAAGCGUCAUUUUACCAUAUUUCACUACAAAAUUUAGCACUGUGAUCUUUAAUGAAGGAGGUUUCGCGCUUUCCCGAUCGCAAAAUGAUAAAACUUCCAAGAUUUGAUAUCUUGUUUUCGCCAGAACUCGUAGUAAAACCAGUGCAACACCCUUUCCCGCCAAAAUGAUCUAACGCGCGAGCAAAUCUUCGAAUCUCAUCUUAGAAUCUCGUCUUAGAAUCUAAAUGCAUUUUUUUAACCACGAUUUUAAAUGUGUCAGAGAGGAAAUUUGGAAAUGAAUUUCUCUUUUGCAGGACGGUUGUGUUAUCCGCGAGUGCUUUCAAUUCGAGGCACCGCUUCCUUGAACAGCUACGCAGAAGGUUUGGUGGCGGGACAUUUAAUUUAGCGGGGAAUAUAGCUACGAAUACUCUCGCAGACUAUUAUUCCUCGCUGAAGGAGGACGCUCUUUCCGAUCCCGACCGUGAUAAACGGGUCUUCUUCCAUUCAGACCACUUCGGAUUUCAGUCAGGAACUUAUUGGAUUCUAUCGCCUGAUGUAAGUAUUUAUGAGGUUAACUUAAUUUAUGAUUUGAAGGUAAACCAAUAAUAAUUAUUGUACAUUUGUAGGCUUGGAGUUUGGAGUUAAAAUCUACAGAAGUUCUUUUUCUACUAAAUCAAGAGGACACAGGCCCUAUAGCUCUAUCAAAUAGAUCCCAUCUAAACUAUGCACUCUUAUUUUCUAAUUUCCUUCUAUCAGAGAAUCUAAAUACCAAUGAAAUUCUUAAUUUUACUUUAUUAUUAAUAAUAUUAUGAACUUCCGGGUGAAAUAUUGGAAAGUACCUAGUACUUCCCAUACAUAAUUUUUAUUGUACUUAGAAAUUGACACGUGUGGAGUAGGUCAUACCAUAUAUGAAAAUGGCAACAAUACCUUCAAAACCAAAAAAAUUGACUUUUUUUUUGUUUAGCUUCAUGUGCAGAAUGGAAAAAUAUUGCCUCCAACACGCCAUACUCAUUUCCUGUCAGAUACAUCCCUGACGACCUUUUCAACAGUUAUAAUGCCCCACGUUUUAGAGCGCGAUGUUGUAAAGUCAGUGACUAAAAGGUAUAUAUCCUUUUGUUUCUUGGGUGGACUGGGAAUUUCUUUAUUGUCAGUAAUAUCAAUGAACAUGCCCUGUAAGGGUGAAUUUCCCCUGCAGCAAAUGUUUUCCUUGCACCAUAUUGUUGCAGCCUCUGUUGUGCAAGCUUGAUUGUAGAGUGGGGUUAGAAUGGUUUAAGGGUAGUCUGUCCUACUCACAAUUUCCCCUUUGUCAUUACUGUGAAUAAUAAAGUUUAGGAUUAACCAGAGAGUAAGUGACGUUGACAGGUAUUGAUUCCAAUGCAAUAUCUGUGUGCUGGGCAGCGUACACAACUUUUUCCAAAAAAAAGCGUAAAAACUGCCCAGAGUUUAAAAAAAAAAAGCAAGCAAACAAACAAAUGCAAAUGAAGAUGCAGUUGCAGUUGCAUUCAAAAUGUACAUAGAUUUCUAAAAUUAAAUGCUUGCCAAGGUAAAUCUAUGAUUUCAAACCCUUUGUCUUAUUUGACGAAAUAUCGUAUGAAUGACUUACAUGUUCCACAACAACCAUGUUUUGUUGUUAAUUCAUGAAGGUAUUUGGAGCUAUCAGCUCAUUUCAGAAAAAAUGCAACAGCAUUUUUACUGUCCACCUCAUUUGUAAUCUGGAGUGGAGUGAAGGCGGUGCUCACAAGACUAGGAGAAGACUUUUCGGGUAAGAACAACUACCAGGCUACCUGCAUUGACCACUCCAGAAAAUACCAUAAGAUACGAUAAUGUUAAUGCUCUUUGUUUGUCACCUCAAAAUUAUGCAUAAGUAUUGCUUUCAGUUUCUGUUGGGGCCGUUUUAAUUCACACGAGAAACUGAAAACGCUGGUUAAUGUAAGAUUUCGGGGUGACAAACAGAGAGCAGUUUAUGGUAUCUUAUGGUAUUUUCUGGAGUGGUCAAUUGGACGAUUACAAUCUUCAAAUUAAAACUGGAGUGUUGGUUUGCGCGAACAUGCAGGAUUUAAUGUUAACAAAACUACUGACAUCAUUAAAGAGGGAAUUGAAAGAGGAGGGGUGCAGCUUGUUUUACUUUUCAUGCCCGAUUCUAGUUUAACAAUUUUUUUGUUUUUGAGAGAAUCUUUUUUUUGGAAUCUUAGAGCUCAAAAGAGUGCUUUAAAAAAUUAACUGUUGCUGUGCUUAAAGGUUUUGAUAUGCUUUUGAUAUUAAGAAUGAGAGCAACUGCAACCCCUGUAUAUCUGACUGUCUAAGGAUUUACAAACUUAGAUGAUUGAGAUUGUGGCUACAUGCACCUCCAGUAGGUGUAAUGCAUCAAAGGUUUCCCAUUCACCAUUUAGCUGCCCCCAAAUGUUUGGCAAGGAAGCAUAUCAUGUUGGCACCCAAUAAGAACAUGUUUUCCUGUGAAGUGUCCAUACUUAGAUACUGCUAUAUUGUUAUUGUUUGCACAGAUCAAAGUAGCAUUGGAGUGGUAUGUUCGAACGAAAGAAAUGUUGGAAAAAGCCUUACAUUGCAAAUUCUUGCAAGAGGACAAGGAAUAGACAGGCGUGCGCAUCCCUUGCUGUGUUCUGGGGGGGGAUCAGAAUGUCAGCGGCACAUCUUUGUAAGUUUCUUAAGAUAA